UUGUAGAAUCUGACAAUAGAAUACAGGUACAAAAAGAUUGGGGCAAAACAAAGUCCUGACCCUAAGAAUUCAAUGACAGUCCUGCAAAUAUCUAGCAUCUCUUUACAGAACAUGAAAUAGCUGGAACUUAUUUUUAAUUUGAUGACAGGUGUCAAGGCAAAGCAUUAAAGGCCCAGGUUCUCUGGAUCAAAAGCAAUGUCUCAAAAAGUAUAAUUAAUGUGUAGCAAAUAUUCCACAAAAACUUGGGAAUUUGGUGAGGAGACUAGUGGUGCGCAUGUGUGACAGAAACUACUGCUCUCUCCGCGCCCUCGCUUCCCGUCCGCAUCUGCCCUUAGCUGAGUCCUGGAAGAAUGUUAAUCUGCCAGAAUCCGGAGAAAGUCUUGACGACCGCUAAGCCUCCUCGUCCCCAAAGCCCCGCCCCUCUUGUAGCGCGCAUGUGCAGAAACGGCGCCCUGCCUGAGUUCUGCGGUUGCAACGCGGUUGCAAGCGAUGGCUAAGUCCUCGUGCUAUCCGCCGCCGGCGCAGCCUGUCACUCACCUGAUCUUUGACAUGGACGGUCUCCUUCUGGAUACUGAACAUCUUUAUACUGUUGUGUUCCAAGAAAUCUGCAGUCGUUUUGGGAAAACCUACACCUGGGAUGUGAAAUCCUUAGCAAUGGGUAAAAAAGCAUUGGAAGGAGCAGAAAUCAUUUGCGAUGCACUAGAUCUCCCAAUCACCAAAGAAGAGCUGUUACAUGAAAGUAAAAUCAUGCAAGAAAAAUUGUUUCCUACAGCUAUGUUGAUGCCAGGAGUUGAAAAACUAAUCCGCCAUCUACACAAACAUAAUAUUCCUACAGCUGUUGCUACUAGUUCAUCUCGAGUGACAUUUGAAAUGAAAACAAGCCAACACAAAGACUUCUUUGGUUUAUUUCAUCAUAUUGUCUUGGGAGAUGACCCUGAAGUAAAGCAUGGCAAGCCACAACCUGAUGUGUUUUUAGUUUGUGCAAAGAGAUUUGAUCCUCCUCCAUGUCCAGUAAAGUGUCUUGUAUUUGAAGAUGCUCCCAAUGGAGUGAAGGCAUCACUGAAGGCUGGUAUGCAAGUGAUCAUGAUUCCAGAUGAAAACUUGAACAAACACCUUACAAAAGAAGCAACCCUAGUACUGAGGUCCAUGAGUGAUUUCAAGCCAGAACUGUUUGGUCUACCACCAUUUGUUUAAACACCGUUGUUGUUUUUUAAUCUUUUAAAUUUAGUAUUUUAAAAAAGAUCAUAGUUUUUUUCUUUAUACUAUUGUUUCAUUAUUUACACUUCAGCUUAAUUCAGAAUUAAAAUAUUUUGCCAUAAAUGUAUUUGAAACCUAAGAGGUUUUUAGAUUAUGUACUCAUUCAAAAAGAAAUGCUCUUUUUUCAUAAGGUUUGAAAAAACAAGCCAACUAGUAGCUCUCCUGAAUUUUCUCAUUACUUCUUCCAUCAUUUUUAUUUUCAGAAAAAUUCUGUAAAGAACGCUUUCUCUGGGUUGUUUUUGUUGUUGUUGUUGUUGUUAGAAAUCACCAGAACUAGUCAUACAGAACUAUAUUUAUAUUAAAGUCACUUUGAGUGGACUUUAAUACAAGAUUUUGCCACCAGUGAUAAAAUGAUCAUUGAAUAUAUGUGCAAGAUUCUUUGACAAUCUAAAUGGAGUGCUUUACUGUAUUUUCCCAAAAAUAAGACCCAGUGUUAUAUUUUUUUGCCUCCAAAAGAGGCAGUAGGUCUUACUUUUGGGGGAUAUCUUCAUUUUUUCGCGACAGCCGCCUCGCAGCGGCGGCACCAACAGUCCCAUCCAGCAGGAGCCCACAUGGGCAGUGAUCCAUUUCUGUGGCCGCUCAUGGCAGGAGGUUGUGUAGCCCACUGCACCGUACCACCACUAUGAGGCAAGGCAGGUGGAGGAGGGGGUGGAACUACCUCAAGUGCUCCAUAGGCACUCAAAUACUUUUCGCCCAAAGGGAGACUGGAAGCUCCGUCUGUUUGCAAAUGGAAAGAUUGGAAACAGAGGGAUUUGCUUCGUUUCCAACACUCCAUUUGCAAGCAGACAAAGCUUCUAGUCUCCGAUUCGCAAUUUGCUCAGUUUUCAAAUGCCCGAUAGGUUCCCAAACACUUUUUGCCUGGAUGGAGAAAUGUCAGAGACUAAAAGCUUCGUCUGCUUGCAAAUAGGGCGGUUGGAAACUGAGGGAUUCACUCCAUUUCCAACCGCCCCAUUUGCAAGCAGAUGAAGGUUCCAGUAUCCCUCUGGGCGAAAAGCGUGCAGCAUGUCUGAUUGCCUGCCUCCCCCCCACCACCUUUGCCUCUGCUCUGGACUUACCUGUCCUGCUUCAAGGUGCCAGUGGGCUGCAGGUGCUGUCAGACACCAUCGCCCCCCCUUGUGCUCACUGCCACUUAUGCUGGCCACGCCCACCCCAGUCUUAUUUUUGGGGUCGGGCUUAUAUUAAGCCCACCCCCAAAAAUCAGGUUAGGGCUUAUUUUCGGGUUGGAUCUUAUUUUCGGGGAAACACAGUAGGUCUAUUUUCAACAUCUUUUAUGUUACACAUUUUUGUAGUUGUCUGUGUUUAGCUGAAUACAUAGUUGAAAAUAUUGCAAAUAUUAAUUUGUUGUAUAAUCUGGAUUCAUACAUCAUGCUAAAAAGGCAGGCAACCUAUUAUCUCAGAGCCACCUAUGACUCCCAAGCUCUUCAUUAUAAUUCUCAGAAAGUUUUUUGUGGCCACAAGUGUCACCUUGAAUUGUACACAAAGUAAUAAUGCCACAAUUAUCAAAAAUAAUGGUUUAAUGUUUUACUAUCUAUUUGGUGAGCUAUGUGUAAGAAAGCUAUAAUGUAUGGGAUGGUGUAUGUUCUAAAAUAGGCAUAACAGAGUUAAGGAAAAAUACAUAACCCUCCUGUAAAUUUAUUGUCCUAACAUUGGAUAAAUCUGGCACUGUUCAAAUGAAAUUUUGGAAAAGUU
Messenger RNA from Crotalus tigris (Tiger rattlesnake), 2946 nucleotides. It is a transcript of the gene PUDP, whose product is annotated as pseudouridine 5'-phosphatase. NCBI's taxonomy places the organism in Eukaryota, Metazoa, Chordata, Lepidosauria, Squamata, Viperidae. The transcript has 4 exons. Bases 490 to 1194 code for a protein of 234 amino acids. Gene Ontology annotation, molecular function: phosphatase activity. The record is from RefSeq and is a predicted model, not a curated record.